This is a messenger RNA of Candidula unifasciata, 720 nucleotides long. The record is from the annotation of a GenBank genome assembly. Lineage: Eukaryota; Metazoa; Mollusca; Gastropoda; Stylommatophora; Geomitridae.
AUGAAGCCAGAGAAUGAACAGUUAUUUGGUUCAAGAAUCUCGUUCGGGCAGGGUAAAACUGCCACAACAAUACUCACAGAAGGUGGCUAUUACUACCCUGUUAUACACGAACCCUACAAUCUCAGAGCUGCUGAUAGACAACCACGCCCAUGGACAUCCUCAUCCAGCCCAAGAAAAGGGGACCGACCUAUGCACAGAACAACACUCACCAUUGCAAAACCACCCUGGUCUCCUGAUUAUACAACAAUUCAUAAACAGGAUUUCAGUGGAAGCAAGACUUUAGAACCAGCCAGUUUUCAAAGUCAAUGUAGAUCCAUGCAUACAUCCCAGAUACAGUUUGGCACAGUUGAGGUACCCGACCGCUUCAUAUCAGACCAUAUGAGUACAUACAGAAAACAAGACAGAACUGUUAGUGCUAGGCCCUACCUUAAGUCCUUAGAGAACAAGCUGAACCAGAUAGAAGGAGCAAAGGUUAAAGAUGUGAUUAAGCCAGACAAGGAACCACAGAGUUACUGGUCCCAAUACAACAGAAUACACAAUAAACUGGGUCUGCUGAGGGGUCCAGGAGUAGAAAGAGAGUACCCAGUCAGGCUCCAGUAUGACCCUAUUACAGGAGAAGAGAAAGGGCAGGCAUGGAAACCAAACAAUUUGAGAGUGUCAGGAAACAGAGUGCUUUAUGGCAUGAGAAGGCAACUGAGUGCAAUGCCAUUUUUAUUUUAG